Messenger RNA from Amblyraja radiata (thorny skate), 1064 nucleotides. RefSeq names its product von Willebrand factor A domain-containing protein 5A. The transcript is spliced from 8 exons. The record is from RefSeq and is a predicted model, not a curated record. NCBI's taxonomy places the organism in Eukaryota, Metazoa, Chordata, Chondrichthyes, Rajiformes, Rajidae. The coding region runs from base 31 to 1041 and encodes 336 amino acids.
GAAGCAUUGGAUCAUCGUUUAAGUGACACCAUGGAAAGACAAUGUGGACUCCUCACAGCUGAGAAUGCCCCAGUGCCUCUCAAGGGUAUCUCCGUCCGCCUGGAGGUGAAGGGGUUUGUGGCCGACCUCUCCGCCAGCCUGGAGUAUGUGAACGAGGAGUCUGACCCUCUGGAGGCCAUGUUUGUCUUCCCCAUGGACAGCGACUCUGCCGUCUACCACUUCCAGGCGCAGGUGGGAGGCAAGACCAUCGUGGCCACCUUGAAGGAGAAGGAGCAGGCCAAGGAUGACUACGAUGACGCCAUCUCCUCGGGACAUCAGGCCUUCCUGCUCCACGAGGACGAGAGCAGCAGCGAUAUCUUCAGAUGCAGCGUGGGCAACCUGCCGCCCGGGGACAAGGUCACCGUCAGCUUCCGUCUGGUCCAGGAGCUGCCGCUGGAGGCCGACGGGGCAGUCAGAUUCACCCUGCCCGCGGUGCUCAACCCACGGUACACUCCCGCAGGUACGCAAGGUCCCAAAAUCAUCAGCGUCUCUGCCCCUGUGGACAAGCUGCCCUACACCUUGCAGCUUGAGGCUGACUUCCACAACCCACUUGGCAUCUCACGGGUCCAGUCCAAUUGCGGGGUUACCCCUGUAGAGUUCCUCAACCCGGAGAAAACGUCAGCCAAGCUCUCUCUGGCAGACGGACAUGGCUUUGACAGGGAUGUGGAGUUCCUGAUCUACUGCGACAAGGUUCAUGAGCCGAGUGCGGUCGUCGAGGGGGGUCUGGAGACGGCCGCUCAAGGGACCCUGAUGGGUGAGGCUGCGGUUAUGGUGAAUCUCUUCCCCAGUUUUCCCCAGACUGCGUCCAAGGCCUCGGUGGGAGAGUUUAUAUUCCUGAUGGACCGUUCGGGAAGCAUGCAUUCGCAGAUGUCCCAGGAGGACAAGAGGCCUCGCAUUGAGUGUGCCCGGGAAACGCUGCUCCUGCUCGUCAAGAGCCUUCCUAUGGGAUGUUACUUCAACAUUUACGGAUUUGGGAGCAGCUUCGUGUCGUUCUUCCGGUGAGUUUUCAUCCCCGAGUCAGGAAG